UCUCAACUUAUGACAGAAAACACCUUUUUACACACACUGAUUCCUCUCUAAUUUUCACACACAUAUCAUCUUUAAAAACCCUAAUUUUACCCAAAACACAUGCUCAUCAAUCAUCUCCCUCCAACUUCACACAGUCACACACAUUCAGUGUGGUUUGGAUGUUGAAAGAAAGUAAACCACCAUUGAAGCUUUAUGAACUUGAACACUUUACAAAAUGGAAAGAGGAUGGAAGCCCACAGUCGAAAUAUGCCCACCGUGUCCUCGUUGCGGUUCAUCAAACACCAAAUUUUGCUAUUACAACAAUUACAGCUUGACUCAACCAAGAUACUUCUGUAAAGGGUGUAGAAGAUAUUGGACUAAAGGUGGCUCUCUUAGAAACAUCCCCGUUGGUGGUGGUUGCCGGAAAACUCGACGCGCAAAGUCUGUUCGCGUAUCCGACACCACAAACGCCCUUGUACAUGGCGCGGGUGAAUCCGCACGCAAUGUAGAAAUCCGUGGGGACAAUGCGAGUGGAUCCACAAUGAUGCAGCCUACACAUAUUGAUAUUCAACAAGUGUAUGCCAACUUUUUAAACCAAAGGCCACAAAAUGGUAAUCAAGAAUAUGUGAAUGAUCAAGGGUUGCUUGGUGAAGUUGAUCCAAUGGUGUCAGUCGGGUUUUCAAGCAUUCCGAAUAUGGAGUUUGGCGAUUAUGGGACGAGUUUGGAGAGCUUUUUUAGUGAAGGUAAUGGGAUUCAGUUUUGUGGAUACAACUCCGUUUUCAAUAACCACGAGGAUCAUGAAAAACAUUACUUUGGGACAAGUGAUAUGAGCAACUGCGGGUUGCCGCCGUUGCCCGGAGAGGAAUUGGGGUGGUCGGAGUCGAAUAUUGUGUGUUCGGAACCGGUUUUAAACCCAGGGAUUGGACCGGAAGUCUCAGCUGAAUGUUCAAUAAAGAUGUUUGGACAACCGCCGAAACCCGAUGCAAUUUUCAGGCCUUGAAAUACUUAUUAUAUGAGGUGUUGUAAAAUUUAUAUUUAUGUGUUUAGUUGUUAUUAAAAUUUAUAUUGUAAUUAGUUAUAUGUACGUAUGGGUUGAAACAAAAGGAUUACAAAUAAUCUAA
This is a messenger RNA of Helianthus annuus (common sunflower), 1100 nucleotides long. Its product is annotated as dof zinc finger protein DOF3.5. Lineage: Eukaryota; Viridiplantae; Streptophyta; Magnoliopsida; Asterales; Asteraceae. Bases 215 to 979 code for a protein of 254 amino acids. The record is from RefSeq and is a predicted model, not a curated record. Gene Ontology annotation, biological process: regulation of DNA-templated transcription. Gene Ontology annotation, molecular function: DNA-binding transcription factor activity; DNA binding. The transcript has a single exon.